This is a messenger RNA of Fomitopsis serialis, 538 nucleotides long. RefSeq lists its product as uncharacterized. The record is from RefSeq and is a predicted model, not a curated record. The annotation marks the transcript as partial. The transcript has a single exon. Lineage: Eukaryota; Fungi; Basidiomycota; Agaricomycetes; Polyporales; Fomitopsidaceae.
CCACAUCGCGUCGCUCGUCCUCCGCCUCCUCCAUAUCCUCUGGAACUCAUGUUAUACUCACUCUGCAGCCCCAAAAGCAUUCCUACUGCACCGAACGCACUGGGGACGUCAAAAAAGAGGUGCCGGCAAGUCCAUACUGGUCUGGAAACUCGAGAAAGCUCGACGACCCCGGGAAGUGGUAAGCGCCCGACAGUGCCGCGACUCGCUCGAACUUGGAUGCACAAGCUGGAGGAUACAACUACAUAUGAUGCAUGGCUUUUUUUUUACAAGCUUGUGAGAUGUUGAACAGGUGCGCAGCUUAUCAUUUCUAGGAUGAUACGAUACUCAUUACUGAUACCGCAAUCCUGAGCGUACGGCAGGCCCAGUGAAAAUACUGUAAGACCUUCCAAGACUCUCGAUGUAGGUAUCCGGCCCGCAUGCUAUGUCUGGCCAAAUCUGCAGCGGAGCGAUACUGUAGGGUGACAUACACAUAGGCAGACGUACACUGCAGGACACCAGAUAUAUAUUUGUGGUUCUGUUGAUAUACACGAACGCCCGC